Ficedula albicollis (Collared flycatcher) is the source of this 891-nucleotide messenger RNA. RefSeq names its product zinc finger protein 740 (gene ZNF740). Lineage: Eukaryota; Metazoa; Chordata; Aves; Passeriformes; Muscicapidae. Gene Ontology annotation, biological process: regulation of transcription by RNA polymerase II. Gene Ontology annotation, molecular function: DNA-binding transcription factor activity, RNA polymerase II-specific; RNA polymerase II cis-regulatory region sequence-specific DNA binding. The transcript is spliced from 5 exons. The record is from RefSeq and is a predicted model, not a curated record. The coding region runs from base 18 to 668 and encodes 216 amino acids. Gene Ontology annotation, cellular component: nucleus.
GGGGGGGGGGAGGAGGAAUGGCGGCGCCGUGGCGGGCGAGCCUCCUGGCCUGCGAGGGGCUCUCGGGCGUCUGCCUUGUCCCCACCGUCGCCAGCAAGAAGAUGAUGCCCAAAUCCGGCGGGAAGCAGGACGGGAGCCGGGACCGGGGCUCCAGCCCCGACCUGCUGGUACGGACUGGGGCCCUGCUUGGAGCGCGCGCCUCCCGCUGCGGCUCCUGCCCUUCGCUGGGGCACUGCUCCAAGGGGCAAGAGAGAUGUGCCCAUUUUUGUGCCCUGAGCCCCCUUUCUGGGCCUGCAGGAGUUUUGGGGGUGGGCCCAAAUACUAAAUCCCCCCCAUUUCAGAUGGUGGUGAUUGAGCAAAACGGCUCCUUCCAGCUCAAGAACUUCAUCUGCGACCACUGUUUCGGCGCCUUCCGGAGCAGUUACCACCUCAAGCGGCACAUCCUCAUCCACACCGGGGAGAAGCCGUUCGAGUGCGACAUGUGCGACAUGCGCUUCAUCCAGAAGUACCACCUGGAGCGGCACAAGCGCGUGCACAGUGGGGAGAAGCCCUACCAGUGCGAGCGCUGCAUGCAGAGCUUCUCCCGCACGGACCGGCUGCUCCGACACAAGCGCAUGUGCCAAGGCUGCCAGACCAAGACCCCUCCCGACUCCCAGCUCCUGCUGUGAAAAUUGGGGAAUACCGGGAAGUUCAGGGGGUGUGGGAGGGGGGUGUUUCCUCCUGCACGCCCCACAUCACCAUGCUCUGCCUCACCUGGAUUUCUCACCCCCCUAAGGAUGGGGAAGAGCGCUGCCAGCGUGAAAAAACUUGGAUCGUUCCUGCCCUCCAGCCUAAAAACUUGGAUUAUGAUCCCAAAGAUUCUCCUGGAAUCUUCAAGUGGCCCCCACCCCC